Messenger RNA from Xiphophorus couchianus (Monterrey platyfish), 6643 nucleotides. It is a transcript of the gene camsap3, whose product is annotated as calmodulin regulated spectrin-associated protein family, member 3. The record is from RefSeq and is a predicted model, not a curated record. Gene Ontology annotation, cellular component: microtubule minus-end. Gene Ontology annotation, molecular function: spectrin binding; microtubule minus-end binding; calmodulin binding. The transcript is spliced from 18 exons. Gene Ontology annotation, biological process: neuron projection development; negative regulation of microtubule depolymerization; cytoplasmic microtubule organization. NCBI's taxonomy places the organism in Eukaryota, Metazoa, Chordata, Actinopteri, Cyprinodontiformes, Poeciliidae. The coding region runs from base 375 to 4640 and encodes 1421 amino acids.
CUCAUCGCCUGGACUAAAGUGGAGCUGUGUACAGUGAAGUGACAACACAGCAAUGCGGACGAAGAGAGGCUGAAACGAUUGGGAAUAGUCCGGCUUUCUGUAACAUCUCGGGUGUUUCUGAGCUUCCUCUGAUUGUAAAGUAUAACGAAGCGGAUAUUUCGUCUUCAGGAAGACGUAGAAGAGGACAUUAGCUGUCUGAAAAGCCAAACCGGGGCGGAUAUUUCCCGAGGAAAACCUGAAACCACAUCCGUAUUCCCAGCCCUGCGGUCGUGUGGAAUACUCAACUAAAAUAAUGGUUGCCUGAGUAUUUUUAUACACUCUUGCAUAUAUUUUUUUGCCAGCAUCGCUUGCAAUUUUUUUUUUACAGUGCCGCUAUGGUGGACUCCCCCACUAAGAGGAAGACUUUUGUGGUCCCAGACAUAAAGCCAUUGGAUUUGUAUGACUGCAGUAAAUCAAAAAUAUGCGCAAGUGUAGGAUGGCUGCUGGCGAAGUCCUACGGGAGUUCAGAAAAUGUCCCUGCAGAGCUGCGUGACCCCUUCUACUGUGACCAGUAUGAACAGGAGCAUCUUAAACCUCCAGUCACACGCCUGCUGCAGUCCUCAGAGUUGUACUGUCGGACCUACAGCAUCGUAAUGGGGAGUACUGGAUCGGAGGCACAGCCCAAAGACAACGUCGCCCUGCUGCAGAUCCUCACCCAGAGAGGCGUAGUCGCCAAAGAUCAAGGAUCCUCAGUGACUGAGACAGACCUGCGACAUAAACCCAUCAAAAUGAGUGCCCAUCUUGCAGUGAUGGAUGCCUUGAUGGCGGUGGGAGCCAUGGGAACUGUGACUGCAGUGAAGAUGUGUGGCUCUGCUGAAUUACUGGAUGGAGCUGCUCGUUGGGAGGAUGCUCUGCUUCGCUGGGUUAACGUGUUAAACCAGAAGCUGCGAGAUCGUACUGAAGGAGCUCAGACUGACUCGUCUCAAGCAACAACAGAACCCCAACCUGUUGAGCCUUCUUGUCCUACACGCUGGUAUUGGAAACUUGUUCCUCUCCGCUACAGGAAGGAUAAAAUUCAGUCCAAAGUGAAACCAAUCUUUCCAGAGGUGAAUGAAGUUAAAGAUCUCUCCAGUGGUUGUGCUGUUGCUGCUGUCAUACAUUACUAUUGCCCUGGACUACUAAGGCUUGAAGAUGUUUGUAUGAAGGACUCCAUGUCGGUAUCAGACAGCCUGUACAACCUGCAGUUCAUCAGAGAAUUUUGUGACAGCUGUUUGAAGGGCUGCUGUCACUUGGCACUUGAAGAUAUGCUAUACACACCACAAGAGCUUCAGCUCAAUUUUCUGAGUUUCCUGUCUGAACUGCUUUACUGGUUCGAAGUACAAAGGCCAGAAUUUGUUCAGCCAAUAGAUGAAUCCACACCAGUGACACAAAGUAACACCAGUGGUAACAGUACUUCUCCUUCCAUCUUCAAGAAACCCUUUCUCCCCAUUUCUUCUUCUGCAUCAGGACCUUUGACUCAGUCUACCUCAAUGUCUCAUAUAGAAGGAGUUGGAAAGACAUGGAGCAAGAAACCUCUCAGUCGGCCCUUGUCAGCAGUAUCCUUCAGCAUCCCUUUUGGCCUUGACAGUGAUGUUGAUAUAGUGAUGGGCAACCCUGUAAUAACCCGCUCUAUGAGCUCAGAUCAACUCAACCCAGCAGGCCAAAACAUUAAUCAGCCCUACACUACUCCUGAAGACAUUAGCCAUUUGGUUGGUAAGGCCCCUGGACCAAACGGUCCUCAGAGAGCAUCAUGGGCCACACAGACUCCCGUUAUUCCAAGGCUGGCUGAGGAGAACGGACUUGAGACAAAUGAAACUGGAGAGCUGCCCACCAUUGAAGAGGCUCUCCAAAUAAUUCACAAUGAAGGCAAGAUGGAACCUAGAUUACAUCCUGAUGGUGCUCCUGAUGGCUUCUACCUCCACUCACCUGAUGAUUCUGCAAGUUCUAGAUAUGAUGGCAACAUGACUCCCAUAAGCUGCUCUGCCCCUACGCACUCAGGAAUGAUGUACCAGCCUAAAGAGUCCACCAGGGAGCCAGCUCGCACCAGAAACACCUCAGGAUGUUCACGGGAUGAUGACUCAGUCUUGAGAGAUGGCAGUUUAGAUUCAGAUGCCUUAGAGGACCUGCCAAAGGCCCAGUCGACUCCAAACACACCAGCAGUCCAUGCAAACUCUUCCAUUGGCUAUGCUAAGAAUUCACCUGACAGUGGGGUGAGGAUGACCAGCUUUGCAGAACGCAAAAAGAAACAGAGCCUGGAUUCUCCUAAAGGUAGCGACCCAUCUUCUCCUCAGAUGACCUCUUGGGCACAAAAGUCUGAAGAAAGCCCGAGCAAGAGCCCACAACUAAAUAAUGAGAUGACUGAACUGGGAGUUCGGCUUGAAGAAAAAAGAAAAGCCAUUGAAGCCCAGAAAAAACGUAUUGAGGCCAUUUUUGCAAAGCAUCGUCAAAGACUGGGGAAGAGUGCUUUUCUACAGUUGAAAAAAGAGCAGAAUGAUGUUGACUCUGAGGAGAAAGGAGAAGAAGAUCUUUCACGUUUGACUUUGGAGGAAAGACUUGCUCGAAUGGAAGAGGAAGGGGAGGAACAAGAUCAACAGCGCCUCUUUGUGGAGGAUGAUAUAAGUGGUAGAGGAGGACAUGUGCUCAUCAAAGAGGCCAGUCAGACACCUGGUGAAAAAACGGUAGCCCCUUUAGGGGAUUAUAACAAUGCUGUGUCCAAGUUAACUGCAGCAUUGUCCUCCCUGCAAACUGACAUGCAGCGACUGAGUGAACAGCAGAAUCAACUUAUCAAGAAGAAACCUGCAGCAUCCACGAACAAAUCCUGGGUUAUUCCAGCCGACCCUAAUCCUUCCAACUCAGCUCCUGCUUCACGCAUCUCACGAGAAUCCACCCGAGGUUUUAAUUUAGCGUCCUCUUCUCCCUCACCAUCACGCAAAAUGGCAAACCCUUCUGCUCCUCCUAAAUCUCCUAAAGUUCAUCGAAGAGCUCAGUCUGUACCCCCUAAAAGUCCAAAACACAGUCGCCAAAUGGACCCAAAAUUCCCAAAAGAUUCAAGGGUUCUCAACCCACCUCAGAAUGUGGACCGUAUCCCCCAUCUUCGUCGAGUAAAUCAUUUGCAGUCCCAGGUUCGGACUUCAUCCACCUUCUCUAUAGGUGACUCUGAUAGCCUGGAUGAGCUACGUUCAUUUGGGCCGACUCCUGUCCCCACACCUUCGUUGACUCCUAUACCAACUCCACCUCCUCAUCCUGCAGCAGAUGACGCCCUAUCAGAAGUAGGCUCCAAUGAUGGACAGAGUAUUUUUUGCAUGGACAUGGAGGCAGGACGCUCACACAGUCCCCUGGUAAAGAAGGAAGGGCUUGCUAGUGCAGGAUGCAGCUCUGGUGCCCCUUCAGAGUGCUCCUUCGAGAGUGAAGCCCCAGCUGGAAUGUCCAAUGGCAAACGUAGCAGUUUAAUUGAGAUCCCACUCUCUGCCUUGGGACCAGAGGGGGAAGAGGAUGACGAAGUGCCUGAUACAUUAUCAGAUUCAAUGAGUGAUCGAAUGGAGCCAGAAUCGAAGGCAGGAGUUGGUUUCUUUUUCAAGGAUGACAGGGAUCGAACAGAGGAUGAGAUGGCACAGCGAAGAGCAGCUCUUCUUGAGAAGCAGCAAAGGAGAACUGAAGAGCUGAAGAGACGCAAACUUGAGCAAGAGAAGGAAAAAGAAUCAAACAAGCCCCAGUGGAUGAUCAUUGAAGGCUGGGGCAAGAAUGAAGAAACAUCCCAGACCCCAGGCACCCCUCCGGCAUCACGUACCCCACCAGCAGAAGUCACUCCCCAGCGCAGAGGAGACUUCACCAGGCAGGAGUAUGAGAGACGACAGCAACUCAAGAUUAUGGAAGAUCUGGACAAAGUGCUGAGGAAGAAACCUACAACAGUCCGUGAUGUGAAGAAACAGAGACCUAAGACAGUUUUCAGAGAUGACUCAGUUUUGUCCAAUAGUCCCGUCAAGGGAAACAGGCUGAACAAAGGGAACUUCCACUCAAUGAUGAACCUGUCCUCUAUGGCUAAUGACUCUGGAGGGCUGACUGUCAGGAAAUCUCCAAGCCGAUCACACUCUCCCUCUCGGUCACGGCUAAUGUCACCAGGGCGAAGGAGUGCCCAGAAUGGGGAAAAAGACUGGGAAAAUGGAUCCACCAUUUCCUCCCCAGCUUCCAUUCCAGAAUAUACAGGACCAAAGCUAUACAAGGAACCGAGCUUUAAGUCCAACAAGUUCAUCAUCCAUAAUGCUAUCACUCGCUGCUGCCUGGCUGGCAAGGUUAAUGAACCACAAAAAAACAAGAUCGUCGAGGAAAUGGAAAAAAGCGCAGCCAACCAUUUCCUAAUCCUCUUCCGAGAUGCCAGCUGCCAAUUCAGAGCAGUUUACACCAUGAACCCUGAAACCGAGGACAUGGACCGGCUGACUGGCAUUGGCCCACGUAACAUCAAACCUGAGAUGGUGGAGUCCAUUUACAAGUAUAGCUCUGACCGUAAACAGUUCACUGUCAUCCCGUCCAAAACCAUGUCAAUGAGUGUUGAUGCCUUCACCAUUCCUAACCACUUUUGGCAGAAGCGCCCAGGAACACCUAAAAAGUUGAAUACCCCAAAUUAAAGACUCGCCUAUGGUUGGGAAAGAUGCUAUUUUCAGGAAAUAUAAGUUGACUUAUUCUUCCUUUUUGGUUCCCUGGCUAGUGUGGAGUGUCAGAUCGUUCUGUUGGGGGGAAAAAUGGAACGACUGCUCAGGUAUUUUUCCCGUUAUCAGCUUGGACCCUGAGAACCGAACUAGUGACUUGCCAAGAGAAUGAGUCAAUCCCUCUUUAAAUCGGCCACUCGAGCUAAAAGAGUUUAUCUCCAGAGCUUCUGACAUGUUCUGAAUGAUCCACUCAGAUUGUAAAAUGUAAUGGGCCAAAUUUAAUUUGGACAAAAAAAACAACAGUUUUCCUUUUUCUCCUCAUGCCUUGCCUUACCUUGCCAUGUCCGAGUCUUGUUUUAUGACUCGAAAAGGGAGGGGAGGGGAGAAUUACACUGCCUUUGCCCGCACAACAGUAUUUUGGGUACAAGCAGCUCCCACCCCUCAAUGUUUUGGUUUGGUUUCCUUUCGCUGCCUUUUCUUCUUCCAGGGCUCCGUUUCCCUCCAGUAUACUGAGACACAUGGCUCAGCUCUCUACUCUGAUUGGAAACGAAGGCUGAAAUGUAUAGGCAGUUAACGCUGCUCUCAUAUGAAUGUAGGGCACACGCUAGCCGCUCCUAGUCAGGACCAGAAAAUACCGUAGAUAUACCAGAGGCUACUUUCACUGCAGAUUGCUUUACACAUUCGAAACUGCCUGUGCCCCAUAUUUUCUGCACUCCACUCCUUCAGCUGUAGACAUCUGGAUGUUUUUUUUAAUACUUUUUGACAUGUGUUUUGCUAGCAACUGAUUGAGUCUUUGAGAGCUAAAAGAAGAAUGAAAUUUCCUGUGAUUUUUCUGUUUAUUGGUUGUUUUCAUGGAAAUAAUGGUUUGAGCUUGUCUUGCGAGCUCCGGGGGGGACAAAGAUGAAGGAGAGCUUCGUCAUGUUUAUCAAUACUUGGAUAAAGCUCUGUAUGACAAUGAUAAUCAAUCUUGAUUUAAUAUAUACUGAAUGCUGAAUACUUUCUUUUUUUGAUGAUGAUUUGUAAAAAUUAAGUUGACCUUUGUGAGCUACAAAUAAGCUAGCCUGCUGCUUAAGCAUUAAUGAGAUGUAUGUUUGAGAUGACAGUGAGUGAAUGAGAACGAAUUUGAAUUGUUCAAUAGCUGAAGUUCCUGAUACUGUUUUAGGAUAAAUAAAUUGUGUAGGUCACUGAGCUUGUUUCCUAAUGCAUUAUUCCCUGUUUAUAUGUCCGGGCAUAUAAACAGUAGGUUUCUUAACGAAGGAUCAUUCUGGACUGUAACAGCCCUCGUCUACCCCACAGUCUCUUGAGACUCCUUCAUGUACAACUGGUGAAUGUAAAAUGCCAAAAGCUUUUUUUUUUUUUUUUCUUUUCUCAGUGCUAGUUAAAAAAAUGACUCCAGAAUUUCUUGAUUAAUUCAAUACUGGCAGAAAAUCUUGAAAAUUAGCUCUUUCUUUGCAGUCUUGCUGCAUUAUUACAGUUGCCACAAUGCAGCUACCUUCUUCACAGAAUGCCUCCGUGUAAUGUGUUGUUUGAAGGGGACUCCUAUGGAUGCAAUGUUGAAACCAUAAAUAAGAAAUAAACUGUUGAUUAAGUAAGUAUGUGUGUGGGGGAUUACGUGUAGAUUUAAUAAAUGUUUGUAUUUAUGUGCUUGUAAAGCUUCAUAUGUGGUAGUGAAGACUAUACUUUGAUUCUGUGCAAUUCUCCCUAAAACUCAUCAUCCAGAGGUAUAUUUAUUUCCAUUUGAAUUAUUUGACAAAUUUAUUUUUUAGUUUGAGGUUCUCUGUCCUUUUCUCUCCAUUUCUUUUCUGUUUCUUUUUUUUUUAAAUGAAGGUUAUACUGUAUGUCAAAUUGCCAUUUCAGAAAAGAUGUCAUAAGUUUGUUUUUUUUCUUCUGUUUUCUUAUUUGCCAGUACAUUUUGUAUGUUCAUUUCAUUAAGUGACUCCUUGACAACUGGACCAGAAAAAUAAAAUCCUUUUUAAAUCAUC